Andrographis paniculata is the source of this 1297-nucleotide messenger RNA. RefSeq lists its product as uncharacterized. The transcript has 2 exons. Lineage: Eukaryota; Viridiplantae; Streptophyta; Magnoliopsida; Lamiales; Acanthaceae. The record is from RefSeq and is a predicted model, not a curated record. Bases 144 to 1127 code for a protein of 327 amino acids.
CCUAUUAUGAGAUAUCCUACGAGUUCGAAGGAUAUUCGCCGAUCCUCUCGUCUCCCAUAAGCUUUACCUACAAAAUAAAAACACUUAAAAAACAAGUUAGUAUAAAAUUUAGGAACAAAAUUAAUGCAUGCAAGUCCCGGGAUAUGCAAGAAAAUAAAAUAAAUUUAAAGCGUAAAUUAAAAGAAAAAGUAGGAGAUACUCCCUAUUAUGGGAUAUCCUUCGAGUUCGAAGGAUAUUCGCCGAUCCUCUCGUCUCCCAUAAGCUUUACCUACAAAAUAAAAACACUUAAAAAACAAGUUAGUAUAAAAUUUAGGAACAAAAUUAAUGCAUGCAAGUCCCGGGAUAUGCAAGAAAAUAAAAUAAAUUUAAAGCGUAAAUUAAAAGAAAAAGUAGGAGACACUCCCUAUUAUGGGAUAUCCUUCGAGUUCGAAGGAUAUUCGCCGAUCCUCUCGUCUCCCAUAAGCUUUACCUACAAAAUAAAAACACUUAAAAAACAAGUUAGUAUAAAAUUUAGGAACAAAAUUAAUGCAUGCAAGUCCCGGGAUAUGCAAGAAAAUAAAAUAAAAGGAAAGCGUAAAUUAAAAGAAAAAGUAGGAGAUACUCCCUGUUAUGGGAUAUCCUUCGAGUUCGAAGGAUAUUCGUCGAUCCUCUCGUCUCCCAUCCUCUCGUCUCCCAUCCUCUCGUCUCCCAUAAGCUUUACCUACAAAAUAAAAACACUUAAAAAACAAGUUAGUAUAAAAUUUAGGAACAAUAUUAAUGCAUGCAAGUCCCGGGAUAUGCAAGAAAAUAAAAUAAAUUUAAAGCGUAAAUUAAAAGAAAAAGUAGGUGAUACUCCCUAUUAUGGGAUAUCCUUCGAGUUCGAAGGAUAUUCGCCGAUCCUCUCGUCUCCCAUAAGCUUUACCUACAAAAUAAAAACACUUAAAAAACAAGUUAGUAUAAAAUUUAGGAACAAAAUUAAUGCAUGCAAGUCCCGGGAUAUGCAAGAAAAUAAAAUAAAUGGAAAGCGUAAAUUAAAAGAAAAAGUAGGAGACACUCCCUGUUAUAGGAUAUCCUUCGAGUUCGAAGGAUAUUCGCGGAUCCUCGCGUUACCUUGUGCAUCUAAUAGCCUAGAACAUAAUGAACAAUAAUAUAUCAACAAGUUGAAGAAUAAUAAUACCGAAUAACUUAAGAAAUUACAUGAUUUCAAAUGAGGUAUGUAUGGUCUAAUUAGUCAAUCAAGAUAAACAAACUUUCAUAUUAAAAUCUUGAGUAAUAUAUUAAAUCAGAGAUUGAAAUUCAAAUUACCAUUUAUGGUUUC